Molecule: messenger RNA, 1419 nt
Organism: Aspergillus terreus NIH2624
Lineage: Eukaryota; Fungi; Ascomycota; Eurotiomycetes; Eurotiales; Aspergillaceae
Product: putative neutral amino acid permease
Exons: 3
Coding region: 1-1419 (472 amino acids)
Biological process (GO): amino acid transmembrane transport
Cellular component (GO): vacuolar membrane
Molecular function (GO): amino acid transmembrane transporter activity
Source: RefSeq, a predicted model, not a curated record
AUGGCAUCGUAUUCCAACGAGAGCAAAGACAUAAAAAUCAGUGACAGCGGACCGUCCAGCGAGGACAUCGGAGUCGCCCAUGCCCACGAGCUGAAAGCCGGCGAUGAUCGCUACGAGGUCUUCAAGAAAGGCGAUGGCCAGGUUGAUUUCCGCACCGUGAGCUGGAUUCGGGCGUCAGCCAUCUUCCUCAAGAUGCUGUUUGCCACCGGCAUCCUCUCCAUCCCCUCCGUCAUGUACGACCUGGGCGCCUUCCCAGGCGCCGUGAACCUUGUCGGCUGGAGCGUCAUCAACGCCUAUGGCGCCCUCAUCCUGGGAGAUUUCCGCAACCGCCACCCGCAAUGCCACUCGGUCGCAGACAUGGCGCAGGUCGUCGGCGGCCCCGUCUUCAAGGAGAUUGUCGGGUUCAUGUUCAUUGUGACGUACGUGAUCACCGCGGCGUCCGGCGUCAUUGGCGUGUCUGCCGCGUUCAACGCCCUAUCCCUGCACGCCAUGUGCACCGUCUACUGGUCGAUCGUUUCAACCGCCAUCAUCGCCGUGUUCGCCAGCGUGCGCAAAUUCUCCCACAUCGGCUGGCUGACGUGGGUGGGAUUUGUUAGCGUUUUUGGCGCCGUCUUCAUCAUAGUUAUUGGCGUCACAGUCCGGGACCGCCCUGCCGCCGCCCCCCAAACCGGCCCCUUCGACCUCGGGUACCGCGUAAUCGGCAAACCGACCUUUGCCGCCGGCAUCACCGCCGCGGCGACCAUCUUCGUCUCCAGCUCCGCGACGUCGGCCUUCCUGCCCGUGAUCUCGGAGAUGCGCCGCCCGAGGGACUACCCGAAGGCCGUGUACACGAGCAUGGGCUUCGUGGCGGCGUCGUACCUGGCCUUCAGCCUGGUGAUCUACCGGUGGUGCGGGAAGUGGAUUGCGUCGCCGGCGCUGGGUAGCGCGGGAGAGACGGUCAAGCGGGUGUCGUACGGGGUCGCGCUGCCGGGGCUGGUUAUCAGCGGUUCGCUGUAUGUGCAUGUCGCGGCGAAGUAUCUGUUUGUGCGGAUUCUGCGCGAGUCGAAGCACCUGCAGGCGAACACGGUCGUGCAUUGGGGGACGUGGUUGGCGUGUACGGUAGGAUUGGCGGCUGUUUCGUUUGUGCUAGCGUCUGCUAUCCCGAUCUUUACGUAUGUGCUGGCGCUGGUGGGGAGUUUGUGCUUUGCGCCGCUGGCGAUUAGUUUUCCGGGGUUGUUGUGGGUGUAUAGUCAUGGGGAGUAUAGGAGAGGAGGGAUAUAUCGUGGCGUUGUUUAUGGGCUGCAUGUUUUGCAGAUUCUGCUGGGGUUCUUCAUGAUGGUUGGGGGUACGUAUGGUGUGAUUGUGCAGAUCUUGAAUGCGUAUAAGAGUGGGAAGAUCGAUAAGGUGUUUUCCUGUGUGGAUAAUAGCGGUUCUGUUUGA